Messenger RNA from Sinocyclocheilus grahami, 789 nucleotides. Its product is annotated as stannin-like. The transcript has a single exon. Gene Ontology annotation, cellular component: mitochondrial outer membrane. Bases 105 to 368 code for a protein of 87 amino acids. NCBI's taxonomy places the organism in Eukaryota, Metazoa, Chordata, Actinopteri, Cypriniformes, Cyprinidae. The record is from RefSeq and is a predicted model, not a curated record.
GGUUCUUAUGUCUUUCAGAUGUAGCCCAGACCUACAAGAGCUCUGCAGAACUGCCUCUCGUGGACGUUUGGAGGCCUGUGGUUGAACUUCUCCUGACUGACAGGAUGUCCAUCACGGACCAUAGCCCCACCACCGGGGUCGUCACAAUUAUUGUAAUACUCAUUGCCAUUGCCGCACUGGGGGCUUUAAUUCUCGGUUGUUGGUGCUACUUGCGGCUGCAGCGCAUCAGUCAGUCUGAAGACGAAGAAAGCAUUGUCGGUGAAGGUGAAACCAAGGAGCCCUUUUUGCUGGUCCAGUAUUCGGCCAAAGGCCCGCGGGUGGAGCACAAGACCAAGCUCACCCCUAACAGCACCGAGAGCCACACCUAAGUCCUCUCAUCUCCCUUCACAAUGCAUACUGUGUCGUGUUUGCAGACUCCGUCAGUCUUAAAGAAUUUUAAACCUUACAGUGUCAAUCAACACUGAAAUGAACAGAGGCAAACCUAGUGCAUGCAGUUGUCUAGUUGCUUUGACUUGAUUUUUUUUCCUCCGCCCAUUUUGUGGUGGUAGAGCCCUGCUAUAAUGUGAAAUCGACGACUGUGUGCGUUUUGUGCAAUGCUGUUUGUAAAGCCGUAACUGCGUUCUGAAGCGAAAUCAAAAUGAUUCUGAUUUCUUUGGUGGUGUAUUUACUUAAUUUUUUUCAUCCAGAGCUGGCUCUUGGAUUAAGAAAUUCGACACGAAUUUUAAUGGACUGAUUUCAAAACCAUGUCAAAGUUUUAGAUAGUUUUGAAGCUUUUCAAGCUUUCCAGUU